GGAAAACCAGCCCAGUCCUUCCACACCCCUUGGUGAGGCAGUGCCUGGCGAGCGCCUCUGCCACUCACGGGUUCCUCGCCAUGCACUGUUCCAGGAUAAGGCUCACAAAAAUUGCCAAAGCCCUGAUUUGCCUCGUUGUUGUAACACAGUUCUGCCUCUUCCUUGGUAAUUCCAGCUCCUUGUUUGACUGGGCGAAGAAAAAGAUUUUCAGGAAAUUGAACAUUUUCCAACAUGCCCCAGAGACUCAACAAGUGGACCCCCAAGAGCAACAGGGUUUAAACUGUUCUGAUAAUGGGAACUCCAGGAGCAUUUUAAAGGUGACUUUGGGAGGACACAUCACAAGGCUCAAUGAUGUGGUGGAGAAGACACCAAGAUGGAAAGGGAAGGAGGAGCAGAAGGAAACAAUGAAACCAGUUAUGAGUGUUAAGGAAGCAAAGGAGACCAUGGCUGUGAAACCAACACCCCAGUUGGAGGGAAUCAAGGAGACAGCAGUGAAAACAACCCCUGUGGUGCAGGGAAACAAGGGGAAAACAACAGUGAGACCAGCUCCAUGGGUGGAAGAAACCAAGGAAAAGACAACAGUGAAACCUCUUCCCAGGGAGAAGGGAGGCAAGGAGAAGGCAACACUGAAACCAUCCUCUGGGGUGAAGGGAGGACAUGAGAACAACACAUCUGAACACCAAGCAAAACCCAAAGCACCUCCUGCAGCAAUGAACACUGUCAGACCUACUCCUCAGGUUGCUGCUGUGACACAGAAGAGGAAACUGAGCUCUGCUAACUUCGCAUCUGAACCACAGUGGGAUUUUGAGGAUGAGUACCUGCUGGAUAACUCCUCCCUACCCUCGACCUGCUCUGAAUCAGUGAGGGCCAGGGCUGCCAAGUCUGCCUGGCUGGGGGAUCUUUUCCUGCCCAACAUCACACUCUUCAUGGACAGGAGAUACUUCAAUGACAGUGAAUGGAACCGCCUGGAGCAUUUUAUACCCCCCUUUGGCUUCAUGGACCUGAAUUAUUCACUGGUAAAGGAGGUCAUAUCCCUGCUGCCCCCAAAGCCCCACCAGCAGCUGCUCCUGGCCAACCAUGACAGCAGCAUGCCCACGUGCAUCAGCUGUGCUGUUGUGGGGAAUGGAGGAAUACUGAAUAACUCUGGGAUGGGCCAAGAGAUUGACUCCCAUGACUAUGUCUUCAGGCUGAGCGGGGCUGUUAUCAAGGGUUAUGAAAAGGAUGUGGGAACAAAAACCUCCUUUUAUGGAUUCACAGCCUACUCCCUGGUUUCCUCUCUUCAGAUCUUGGGACACAGAGGGUUCAGCAACAUCCCACGGGAUAAACAUGUCAGAUACAUUCACUUCCUGGAGGGAGCAAGAGACUAUGAGUGGCUGGAGGCUCUUCUGUUCAACAAGGACAUCAGGAAAGGAUUCUUGAACCUCAGUGGGCAGAAGCCCCGGCAGAAAUUUGAUGAAGAUUUCACAAUGGACAAAUACCUGGUGGCUCACCCUGAUUUCCUCAGAUACAUGAAAAACAGGUUUUUAAAGUCUAAAAAUUUGGAAAAGCACUACUGGAGGCUGUACAGACCCACAACAGGGGCCUUCCUGCUGCUGACUGCCCUCCAUCUCUGUGACCAGGUCAGUGCCUAUGGCUACAUCACAGAGGGGCACGAGAAGUACUCAGAUCACUACUAUGACAAGGACUGGAAAAAGCUGAUUUUCUACAUUAACCAUGACUUCAACCUGGAGAAGCAGCUGUGGAAAAGGCUUCACAAUGAGAAUAUAAUGAAACUUUACCUGAGAACCUGACUGCAGCGAGGGCCAUUGCCUAGUAAAUCUCAACAACACUUCACUGGGAACUGAAGAGGAUCACCAGAGCCCAGGUUAGCUCUGCACUGCCAGGCACAUUUCAUCCCCACAAAGACAUUUCCCUCCUUCAGCACCUCUGUUAUUUCACAACACUUCAACAAAUGUGUGAAUGCUGCAGACCCAAGACCAACAGGAUAAUGCAGCCUGCCAACAAAGUCCCACCUGGCUGUGCUGCAGGACUCUUGCUGGUUGUUGUAGGCAUGGGUAUUAUGAGAGCAGAAUCCAGGAUGGAUAUGGUCCUGUGUGUAAUUUCUCUCUUUGCAAGGAGAUGCUCCUCAGGCUGGGGCCAUUUCUCUUCUGGGUGGAUCCUCUCCAUUUGCAAUGCCCAUUUUGGAGCUGGGUAUUGUCUAAACAAACUCCCUGAGGAGCUGGAAUGGAUGGAGGUGAAAACACAGAUUCUGUUUCAGGUUGACCUAAUUUCUUGGGAGGGGGCUGCACUCACUCUGCUCCCUGGAGAUAUGAACAAUUUGAGAGAGAAUAAGUUUCACUUCUACCUAGAGUAGCCAUCAACUCCAGGGCAGGUAGCUGCUCUCCAUGGUGCAGCCCAUCUCCUCUACCUGGUGCCUCUUGCCCCAGGGCUCCCCUGGCUGCACAAAAUGUGAAUUUUGUGGCAUGGACCUGAUGUGCCAAGUCCUUGCAUAGCUGGACUUUGUCGUGCUUGGCUCCCAGCUGUGUUUGUCCUGUUGGGAGGAGAGGUGGAAGCUCUCCAAGUCCAGGGAUGGAUGCCAUGUGUCCUUGCUGCUGAAGGGCCUGGCCCCCAUGAUGCUGAGAGGGGCCCAGCUGCAGCCAGCACACCUGGGGUGUGUUGGCCUCCUGGAAGGGGUUUUGUAAGCAAAAUAAAUGGCACUACUUUGGCUAAGCUGAUCUUUCAGCAGCCCUGUGGGUUGUGGUUAUUUAGUGCACCCAGAACUGAUGCUUUAAAGGCUGAGAUACAGCAGAUGGCAAAGCCAGGAAAGUACAGGACUGAGGGAUAAUGAGAUUACCUCCAUCUGGAGAAGCUCUGCAGCUUAUGUGGACACACCUGAGCAUCCCCCACCUGUUUACCUUGCAGGGCAGGGAUCAGGACCAGCCCAACACCUCCCUGAGGAAGUGGGUGAACACCUGGCAAGUCUGCCCUUGUCCCAGCAACUGCUCUCCAAGUGUAUCAGAUAUUCAAAAAAAAUGCAUGAAGGGCUGGAUGUUUCCCCCAUGACACUGUGCAGGCAAAAAGCCACCUCCAGUGUCCCACAGGUCCAGAGCAAGUCCCUGGGGUUAACCAGCUGCACACUCACCAGACCUGCUUUGGCUGGGAGUGUUUUUCCAUUUUUGUUGGGGGCAGCAGUGUCUCCAGGGACUCUCUGGGCUCCAAGGAAGGCAUUUCAGCCAGGAUUGUCAGCAGGGUUUGUCAGGCUUGAUUUCCUUUUUCCCUUUUUCCCUGUGCUGCAGAGAGGCCGGGCAGUUUCUCAUGUCUCACUGAGCUUGUUUGUGAAGGACAACCACCCACACUGAGGAUCUAAAUGCAGAAUUCAUCUUCUCUGGAGAGGGUGUAGCCUGUGCCUGGCUGCUGUGCCCAUAGCAGCCCACAGUGUCCCAAAUGCCUGUGGGAGCAGGGAGCUGUCCCAAAUGCACGCUGCCUCUCUUGGGAAUGGUGCAACACUGUGGGAAUGCCAGGCCAGGAGGGAGCCACGGGCUUUGAGGCAGGCCAGAAAUCCUUCUUGAGCAGCAAACAGGAAAGCCUGAGUGAGGCUGGUCACCAUCCAGAGCUGCCUGAGGAGAAACUCCUUCACCCAGGAGCUCUGGACCUGCUGGAUGCUUCAGCCCCUGUGGUGGCUGUGCACUCUGUCCCCAGGUGGCCCUGGUGGUGUCCCCUGUCCCCAGGCCCUGCAGGCUCUCCCUGAUGGGCUGUGGGUGGGCAGUGAGGCAGUUUUGUUCCUUGCCUGUCCCUCAGGCCAUACCACAUUGCUGAGGGUUGCUUAGUGACCAGCUCCACCGGGUAUUCUUCCUGCCUGAAUAGGGCUUUUCUCUCCCUGACAAGUUGGAAGAAGUUUCUCUUAGACCUUUCCCUUCCCCCUCCUCCUCUUUUGUUCCUCUGUCCUUUGGGAAGCAGGAAGGGGCUGGGUACCACUGAGCAAGAGUUCCCCAGUGGGUGAGGGGGCUUUGGGACGGGCUGGCAGCCCCCAGCCCACGCUUUUCCCUGGUGUUGAGGCUUCCCAGAGACAAGGGAAGGAAACUUCCCAGGAGGCUUUCCCCAGAGCCUGUUCCCUCCAGGCUUUUCUCUCAGCACAGCUGAGUUUGACUUAUCAGGGGUAAUCUUGGCUGGAGAAGGGCCUUUGCUGUGGCCUGAAGUUUCUCAGUGAGCUCAAAGGCAACAUCCUUCCUGAUCGCAGGAAAGUGACACUGACCUGAUGGUCCCCCCCACUGUGAAAUACAAAGCUGUGUUUCGUGUCACGUACAUACAGGCAAUGUGUGUAUUUGUGAUUGUGAUAUGUGUGUGAAACCAACUGUGGGACAGUUAUAAAGACGAAUUCUAAUAAAUAACUGAGGAAGUAAAGCAUGGAAGAAGGCCUUUGAACCUAUCCUUUGUUUGCAAUUAACCUUUAUAUGUCUUAAGUUGAUUUAGGAGCAUUUGAAUUAAAGCUUUAAGGGUGUUGUUUUUUGACAGGAAAAAAACUGCUUGUAGUUAAGCCUUAACGAGUUUUGCAAUAAUAACCUUUUGAAGUAUAAUUUUAGAAGAUUGCUUGUAGUAAGGAUCUUUUGAAACUAUAGCUUUAGAAUACAUAAAAAGGAAGCAUGCAGCUUGAGAAAGGAAGAUGGACAUCAACUCAAGGACUAAUAGUCUUGACCAAGGGAAGCUGGGCAUUGCUGUUAUGAGAUUUAUAGUCCUUGCAAUCAAAAGGUGGACCCACAUCUGGAGAGCUGGACCUCACCAGAUGGGAUACUCCUUCCUUCUUUCAGAAAACACCACCACCUGGGAUAUUCCUUUCGGGAUGUACAUCCUGAGAAAAUAUAAAUCAUAAUAGUGUAUAGAAUUGUGAUGUAAAAAUUGGGAAUAGAAACUGCUGAGAGAGCUUAUGAGUACCCCUAUAAAUACCUGUAAGCCCCAACUAUGGGUGUGCAGUUGGAGGGAAAACUUCCCCCACUGUACCCAGUGCUGUGUUGCUCUUACUUUACUACAUUAAUUAAUAACUUGAUUGCUGCUUGAA
Molecule: messenger RNA, 5032 nt
Organism: Haemorhous mexicanus (house finch)
Lineage: Eukaryota; Metazoa; Chordata; Aves; Passeriformes; Fringillidae
Gene: ST6GALNAC1
Product: ST6 N-acetylgalactosaminide alpha-2,6-sialyltransferase 1
Exons: 9
Coding region: 81-1790 (569 amino acids)
Molecular function (GO): alpha-N-acetylgalactosaminide alpha-2,6-sialyltransferase activity
Source: RefSeq, a predicted model, not a curated record